Dentiscutata erythropus is the source of this 128-nucleotide messenger RNA. The record is from the annotation of a GenBank genome assembly. NCBI's taxonomy places the organism in Eukaryota, Fungi, Glomeromycota, Glomeromycetes, Diversisporales, Gigasporaceae.
AUAAAUGGCACGGAUAUUCACAUCUCGAUUCAUUAAACAUGAAACAUUAUAGAGUAAACCACUCCAAAAAUAGAAUAGAAAGAGGAACCGGAGUAUAUACAAACAAUAUCGAAGGGUUAUGGAAUGGA